GUACGAAGAGGAGGCUAUCACGACGUUCGCUCACGGGCCUCAGUAUUCGUCGAAGAGUCGUCCGAGAGAUACACGCGUUACGAUCUCUCUUGAUGUUAUUCAUUACACGGCACCGCACGGCACUGGUUUUUAACACGAGAUAAAAUAAAGACUCGAGUGAAAGAGAGAGAGACAAAGAGAGAGAGAGAGAGAGAGAGAGAAAGAGAGCGAGUCACACGCGGCAAAUUUUUUGCCCGGCGGAGUUUUUCAGUUUUCGUACCGCCGCGCCGAAAGCGGAACAACGAAGAGAUCCGCGGCGUGCGCGGAAAAAAAGCACGCGAUUCUACGGGAAGCGAAGGCAGAGGAAAAGGCUGACACACAGAAAUGGUGACAGUUGGUUGGUCGUGUUUCAGAAGCAGCCUGCUGGUACUGCUGUGUACACUGAUCGUCGUGGUGCCAACGAUAUUGUCGACAGCAAUCAGCCAAUUCGAUAUUUCAGAGUACAUCUACGGGAUAGAUCAUGACUUGCAAGCGAGAGCACGCUCGGCCAUCGAGGCGGAGAGAUUCGUCUAUCGAUCGCGAACGAACAGAGCGCAGUCGUCGGAAAAUACGCCUUGCAGAAUACGAUCGGAGAGGCCGUGCCCGCCUACCAAGUACAGAACGCCCUCCGGUGCUUGCAACAACGUGAGGCAUCCCGCCUGGGGUGCCAGGGGCUCCCCGUUCUUCAGAUUACUGCCGCCAGCGUAUUCGGACGGCAUCUCGAGACCACGUCAAUCGGUGGGUAGCCACAGACUACCCACGUCGACCGAUGUCGUCUCCAGCGUUUUGACCUUCUCCCGGAAAGUGGGAAGUCACGAAGGAUUGACCAGUUUGUCAGGUAUUUGGUCGGAACUCGUGCUGCAAGAUAUCGCCGCCACGGUGCACUCGACAGGUGACGAGAAUCAAUGUUGUUCGGACGAGCGAAAUCGACAUCCGGAAUGCUACGAGAUGAGAGUCGAGAAACUCGACUGCGAGCGUUAUUGGCGAUCGGUGCCAAGCUUGAGUGUGUACGACUGUCAGUUCGAGACGAGGGAGCAGAUGAACGGCGUUUCCGCGUAUCUGGACGGUUCCGGCAUCUACGGCGCCACCGACGAUAAGCUGCAUCUGCUGAGAACGUACGAGGACGGCAAGGUCGACCUGAACGCCUGCGAGUUGUGCAAUCGGUCCGAUCAAGACGCUCUCGGUCUGCUGCACCGAGUUCUUUUGAGCGAGCAUAAUCGCGUGGCGGAGAAAUUGGCGGCAGCGAACGUACACUGGGACGAUACGAAGCUCUUCCUGGAGACGCGUCGCAUCGUUGUCGCGCAGCUGCAACACAUCACUUUCAACGAGUACAUGCCGGCGAUAUUGAGAGAAGCCGCGUUUGUCGAUCCCGAACUGAGACCGCUCUCAAACGGCUUCUACACCGGCUACUCGUCGUCCAACCGGGUGGGAACGUACCACGCGGUGGCUUUCGCGGCCUUGCGCGCUCUCGCGUGGAUGCGCGCCGACAAGAAUUACAACAUCGAGGAUCAUCUAACCGCAUCAGCCAAUCUCGUGGGUCUCGCGGCCGCGCCGGAUGCGGCCGCUUGGUCCGUACAUGUGGCGCGCGAUCACGGAGUACCCGGAUACGUCAAGUUUCUGACCGAAUGUUUGGGAGAGGACGUCAAAAUAGAAAAUUUUACAAAUCUGGAGCGAGUGAUGGCACCCGAGUCCGCGCACUUGCUGAGCACGAUUUACACGAACGUGGAGGACGUGGAUCUUCUCGUGGGUGGGAUUCUGGAGACUCCGGUUACGGGAGCCGCGGUCGGUCCAACGUUCGAAUGCAUCCUCAAGAAGCAGUUCACGACGAUAAGAAAUUCCGACCGUUUCUGGUACGAGAAUGACAUCCCGCCGUCGGGAUUGACGGCGACGCAGCUAACCGAAAUCAGAAAGGUGUCCCUCGCCGGGAUUUUGUGCGCCAACACGAACAUCCGCAAGAUUCAGCCGAGAGUGUUCAUUCGACAAGAUCCGUACUUAAACAGCAAGAUUUAUUGCGAACAGUACGAAUCGUUGGACGUCGCGGCGUGGACCGAGGAACCGUUGCCGCUUCCGUUGAUGGAGUACAACUCGGUGAGCACGAGCACGCGCGAGCCGACGGCGCGUCGACUUACACCGGAAAUCAGUCCGGAAAUAAUUGCCGCAGCUAUAAAACGAGCGGAGGAGGAACUGAUCGAGCGAAAGCAGCUCGAGUACAACGCGUGGUUGGAGCAGAAAAUCGCUGAUCCGAAAUCGCCAGCCGGAACCGCGGCCAGCUUCUCCAAGGCCAACAAGGACGCCUUGUUGCUCGCGAACUCGUCCAUCAUGUACGAAUUGGCUACGAACGAAAUUCUUAACAGCAUACACAGUCUCCGACGUAGGAAACGCCAGGUCUUCGAGAACACGGAGAACGUUUUGGGUUUCCCCAACGCCAACGAAUUCACCGAUCUGCUGCAGAACGUCGACGUCUCCGGCUUUCUGAAUCAUCAUCACAAGCCGACGAAUCACGAGGAAGUCCAGUGUCCCGUGGACGAUUCCCCGUGCGAUCCCACAACACCUUACCGGACUUUAUCGGGUCACUGCAAUAAUCUGCGCAAUCCCAGCCUCGGCAGAUCGCUGACCACCUUCGCUCGUUUGCUACCGCCCGCUUACGAGGACGGCGUUUCCAAGCCGAGAUCGACUUCCGUUACCGGUGCAUCGCUGCCGAAUCCUCGAGUAAUCUCGACGGUGAUCCAUCCGGACAUCUCGAACUUGCACAAUCGCUACACACUUAUGGUGAUGCAGUUCGCGCAGUUCCUGGAUCACGACUUGACAAUGACGCCCAUACACAAAGGCUUCGCGGAAUCGAUCCCAAGCUGUCGAUCUUGCGACUCGCCGCGAACCGUACAUCCCGAGUGCAAUCCGUUCCCCGUGCCGCCGGGUGAUCAUUUUUAUCCGACUGUGAACGUCACGUCCGGCGCUCGUAUGUGUUUCCCGUCGAUGAGGUCGUUGCCGGGUCAGCAACACUUGGGCCCGCGCGAACAAGUGAAUCAGAACACCGCUUUUCUGGACGGAUCGGUGGUUUACGGCGAGAACUCGUGCAUCUGCAAUAUUUUGCGCGGUUUCAACGGUCGCAUGAACAUCACGGAACAUCCGCGUCGCGGCAAGGAUCUACUGCCGCAAUCCCCGACACACCCGGAAUGCAAAGCUCGAUCGGGAUACUGCUUCAUUGGCGGUGACGGCCGCGCUUCCGAGCAACCGGCGCUAACGGUCAUGCACACCUUGUGGGUGCGUGAACACAAUCGCGUAAUGGAUGGCUUGCACCAGGUGAGUCCCCACUGGGACGGCGAGAAGUUGUUCCAGGAGGGUAGGCGUAUUUUAAGCGGCAUGCUUCAGCAUAUCACGUAUAACGAGUUUCUGCCGAGAAUUCUCGGAUGGAACGCUGUCAGUCUCUACGGUCUCAAGUUGUUACCCCAAGGUUAUUACAAAGAAUACUCGCCCACCUGCAACCCCAGUGUGCUCAACGAAUUCGCCGCCGCGGCCUAUCGAAUCGGACACUCGUUGCUGCGACCGCACAUACCACGAAUGGAUCCCACUUAUCAGAAUAUCGACCCGCCUAUUCUGUUGCGUGACGGCUUCUUCAAUCCGGACAUGCUACUUCAGGACAAUAUGAUCGACGAGAUAGUACGCGGUUUGAUGGCCACGCCGAUGGAAACGUUGGAUCAAUUCAUCACUGGCGAGGUGACCAAUCAUCUGUUCGAGCAACACGGUAUACCGCAUUCCGGUGUGGAUCUGAUAGCUUUGAAUAUUCAGCGGGCUCGCGAUCAUGGAUUGCCGUCGUACAAUCAUUAUCGAGCGCUCUGUAAUCUGAAGAGAGCCACCACGUUCGAGGAUCUGUCCAGAGAAAUGGCACCGGAGGUCAUAGCUCGUAUGAAGCGUAUAUACGCAUCCGUGGACGAUAUCGAUCUGUUCCCGGGGGGUAUGAGCGAAAGACCGCUUCAGGGUGGUUUGGUCGGACCUACUUUUGCCUGUAUUAUUGCCAUUCAGUUCAGACAAUUGAGAAAAUGUGAUCGUUUCUGGUACGAGACCGACGAUCCGAACAUCCGAUUUACCGAGCAUCAACUGGCAGAAGUUCGCAAAACCACUCUCGCCAAGGUGAUGUGCGAGAACAUGGAUCAUCAGACGGAUAUGCAGAGAGCAGCUUUCGAUCUACCCAGUAAUUUUCUGAAUCCGCGCGUACCGUGCACGUCCAUGCCCCACAUGGAUUUCUCCGCCUGGCGGGAGACCAGACACGGCUGUCAAAUUGGCGGUAGAAACGUCGCUGUCGGCGAGUCCGGUUUUCCUACGCCUUGCACCAGCUGCGUUUGCACCGCCGAAGGCACGCAAUGUGCCUCUCUGAGAGUCACGGACUGCAAUCAACUUUUACGAGAAGCUUCUCGAGAAGCGAUACUGCGCGAUGACGUGUGCACCGCUCAAUGUGGUUUUGUUCUGGCGGCGGCGGAAUCUACCACGCGGGCGCAACAGUUUACCACGCCGAGCUCGAGCGGUUUUCCCGGUUUCCCAUCUCGUCCAAACGGUCUCAGAAAUUCGCCAACGCCGACUUCCUUCAACGGCUUCAAACUGCCCGAUCUCUCGCAGUUUAUCGGCUGAAUUGGAAGAGACGAACACGUACGCGAAGGCUUUCAAGUAACUUAGAAACUCGUUAUACAUAUGAUUAGUUAUAUUUUACGCAGGAAAACACUGCCUUUAUUUUGAGAGACUGCAUAACAAACGCGAUUCCAAAAUUGUAUAAGUGGUUAAUCGUGCUCAAUACUAUAAAAAAAAAAAAAAAAAAAAAAAUAUCGAGGUCGAGAAAGAGAAUGGAGCAAGAAAGAGACAAGGAGCAUGUCUUGAACGCGCGGAAGACAUUUGUAAAGAAGAUAAAUGCGAAAUAGUACCUGUUGGCGUGUAAAUAUAGAUGCUAAGAUGCAAGUGUUUUAGUUCAUCAGAAGAAGACCGAGAUUGCAUCGUCGAAAAACAAAGAGAACGAAAAGACACACACGAACGCACGAGAUACGGAACUUCUUCGAGGGAAUAAAAAAUGAUGUUGCAGCACGCGAACGUAGUAGUAGAAUUAAACUUAGAACGAGUAAACCCCGGAAUAAAAAAAAAAAAAAAAAAAAAA
Messenger RNA from Pseudomyrmex gracilis, 5155 nucleotides. RefSeq lists its product as uncharacterized. Gene Ontology annotation, molecular function: peroxidase activity; heme binding. Gene Ontology annotation, biological process: response to oxidative stress. NCBI's taxonomy places the organism in Eukaryota, Metazoa, Arthropoda, Insecta, Hymenoptera, Formicidae. The record is from RefSeq and is a predicted model, not a curated record. The transcript has 8 exons. Bases 364 to 4641 code for a protein of 1425 amino acids.